AAAUAAUUUACGUCAACUCACAAGACUAGUCCCCGGGCCAAAACCUUAUAUUUAACAUCUUCGCUAUUAAUCCAUCGAAUCCAAGACGUCUUUUUCCUAGGUUUUUCUUCGACGGGCGCGAUGGUGGUUGAUAAGAAGGAGGAGAUAGACUCUGAAUCUUCGGAGCAAGUGGUGAAUCCAUGGGAAGUCUCCGUCAAAGACGACGGGAGAAUCGACUACGACAAGAUCAUCGACAAGUUUGGCUGCCAGAGGCUCGACGAGUCACUGAUCGAUCGUGUCCAAAGACUGACUUCUCGUCAACCACACGUAUUCCUCCGCCGUGGUGUCUUCUUCGCCCACAGGGACUUCAAUGAGAUUCUGGAUGCGUACGAGAGAGGAGACAAGUUCUAUCUCUACACUGGAAGAGGACCUUCAUCAGAAUCUUUGCAUUUGGGGCAUUUGAUUCCUUUCAUGUUUACCAAAUACUUGCAAGAAGCUUUCAAGGUUCCUCUCGUUAUACAGAUUACGGAUGAUGAAAAAUGCAUUUGGAAGAACUUAGAGCCCAAGGAUAGUAAACGACUUGGCAGAGAAAACGUGAAAGAUAUCAUUGCUUGCGGGUUCGAUGUAACAAAGACCUUCAUUUUCUCCGACUUUGACAACGUUGGCGGUGCUUUCUAUAAAAAUAUGGUGAAGGUUGGAAAAUGCGCUAUGGCAAUCUAUGGCUUUUCCGGCGAAGAUUCUAUUGCAAAAAUCAGUUUCCCUCCUGUGCAGGCAGCUCCAUCUUUUCCUAGCUCGUUCCCAGACUUGUUCCCUGGCAAGGAGAAACUCCGUUGCUUGAUUCCUUGUGCAAUUGACCAGGAUCCUUAUUUUAGAAUGACUCGUGAUGUUGCACCUCGGUUAGGCUAUAACAAGCCUGCUCUAAUCGAGUCAUCAUUUUUCCCUGCGCUGCGGGGAAAGAAUGGAAAAAUGUCUGCUAGUGAUCCAAAUUCGGCUAUCUAUGUGACUGAUACCGCUGAGGACAUUAAAAAAAAGAUAAACGGUGCGGUUAGUGGUGGGCAAGAUAACAAGGACGAUCAAAACAAAUACGGAGCAAAUCUGGAGGAAUAUGGAGAAGGAAGAAUGCUAACCGGAGAAGUAAAGAAGCGACUCACUCAAGUUUUAACAGAAAUGGUGGAGAAACACCGCAGGGCUCGAGCUGCUGUUACUGAUGAGAUGGUGGAAGCGUUCAUGGCGGCGAGACCUCUUCCAAGCAUGUUUGAGUAGAGCCUAGAAGCCAGAAGAAAUCCCUUUUUGGCGGCUCUGCAACUUCACAUCACAGCGUUAUUUUAUUUUCUCUUCACUUGGAAUUAGAUUUUGUAAAGAAUAGUUUCUCCUAAUUAAAAUUUUUCCCAUUUUAAAACACCUGACAUUAUAUUUCAAUAAGACAAAUAGAUGAAACAUUAAAAGAAGCUGGUCAAACCUUCCACCCAAAGUUGCCAACUUUCUCGUGUAACAACUUGUCUUUUUUUUUUCCUUUUGUAAC
This is a messenger RNA of Thlaspi arvense, 1501 nucleotides long. NCBI's taxonomy places the organism in Eukaryota, Viridiplantae, Streptophyta, Magnoliopsida, Brassicales, Brassicaceae. The record is from the annotation of a GenBank genome assembly.